Poecile atricapillus (Black-capped chickadee) is the source of this 2208-nucleotide messenger RNA. It is a transcript of the gene NR2F1, whose product is annotated as nuclear receptor subfamily 2 group F member 1. The transcript has 4 exons. Gene Ontology annotation, biological process: cell differentiation; positive regulation of transcription by RNA polymerase II; negative regulation of transcription by RNA polymerase II. The record is from RefSeq and is a predicted model, not a curated record. Gene Ontology annotation, molecular function: zinc ion binding; RNA polymerase II cis-regulatory region sequence-specific DNA binding; nuclear receptor activity. Bases 426 to 1613 code for a protein of 395 amino acids. NCBI's taxonomy places the organism in Eukaryota, Metazoa, Chordata, Aves, Passeriformes, Paridae.
GCGGGGGUAUUUUAAACAGAGGGGGGAGCGCUGGAAAGGGCAGGGAAGGAGAGGAAAGGAAAAGGAAGGGAGGAAAAGGAAAGGGAAGGGGGGGGGAAAAGAAAGAGGGAGAAAAUCCUCCGUCGCCCCCUCCCCCUCUCUAAAAAAAAAAUUAGCAAGAGCGCGAGCGAGAGGAGGGGGGCUCGCGGCGGCGAAAAAUAAAUAAAAUAAAGAAAACGGCAGGAGCGGCUCCAGCCGGCAGCAGCGGCGGCGGCAGCAGGGCAGCGGCGGCCGCAGCCGAGGCGGAGGCAGGCGGCAGCAAGGGUCCCCUCGCUCUCCGCUCGCCCCCGGCGCCCGGGCGGCCGCCACCCCCCCGCCCCCCGCCUCACUCCCCGGCAGCCCGCAGCGAGACGCGCCGCUCCCCAGCACUUUUUUGGGCCCGAGAUAUGGCAAUGGUAGUUAGCAGCUGGCGAGAUCCGCAGGAAGACGUGGCCGGGGGCACCCCGAGCGGCCCCAACCCCGCCGCGACGCAGCCGGCCCGGGAGCAGCAGCCCCAGCAGCAGGGGAGUUCGGCCACCCCACACACCCCGCAGACCCCCAGCCAGCCGGGACCCCCCUCCACGCCGGGCACGGCCGGAGACAAGGGAGCGGGCCAGCAGGGCUCGGGGCAGAGCCAGCAGCACAUCGAAUGUGUGGUGUGCGGGGACAAGUCCAGCGGCAAGCACUACGGCCAGUUCACCUGCGAGGGCUGCAAAAGUUUCUUCAAGAGGAGCGUCCGCAGGAACUUAACUUACACAUGCCGCGCCAACAGGAACUGUCCCAUCGACCAGCACCACCGCAACCAGUGCCAGUACUGCCGCCUCAAGAAGUGCCUCAAAGUGGGCAUGAGGCGGGAAGCGGUUCAGCGAGGAAGAAUGCCGCCCACCCAACCCAACCCCGGCCAGUACGCCCUGACCAACGGCGACCCCCUGAACGGGCACUGCUAUCUCUCGGGAUACAUCUCCCUCCUGCUGCGGGCCGAGCCCUACCCCACCUCCCGCUACGGCAGCCAGUGCAUGCAGCCCAACAACAUCAUGGGCAUCGAGAACAUCUGCGAGCUGGCCGCCCGUCUGCUCUUCAGCGCCGUCGAGUGGGCCCGCAAUAUCCCCUUCUUCCCCGACCUGCAGAUUACCGACCAGGUGGCCUUGCUGCGGCUCACCUGGAGCGAGCUCUUCGUCCUCAAUGCUGCCCAGUGCUCCAUGCCCCUCCAUGUGGCCCCGCUCCUGGCCGCCGCCGGCCUCCACGCCUCCCCCAUGUCGGCCGACCGCGUUGUCGCCUUCAUGGACCACAUCCGCAUCUUCCAGGAACAGGUGGAGAAGCUGAAGGCGCUGCACGUCGAUUCGGCUGAAUACAGCUGCCUGAAAGCCAUCGUCCUCUUCACCUCAGACGCCUGCGGCCUGUCGGAUGCUGCGCACAUCGAGAGCCUCCAGGAGAAAUCGCAGUGCGCGCUAGAGGAGUACGUGCGGAGCCAGUACCCCAACCAGCCCAGCCGCUUCGGGAAGCUGCUGCUGCGGCUGCCCUCCCUGCGCACCGUCUCCUCCUCCGUCAUAGAGCAGCUCUUCUUCGUCCGCUUGGAGGAAAAAAGAAAUAAAUAAUAUUAAUAAAAGAGACAAAAAAAAAAUGAGUAUUGAGGGGAUAUUAAUCAAACCUGAAGGGGAUACUGGAUCUUCCAGGAUUUAUUGUGGACUGUUGUUGAUAUAUGCUGUACAGUAAACCAACAAAAAAAAAAAAAAAAAAAAGCAUUGAAACUGAACUGAACCUUGUGUAGAAUGAAAAAAAACCUGUCCAAAACCAAGCAAACAACAACAAAUUUUCCAUGCGCAAACACUUACCAUGAACAUUGUUACUCAUUUUGUAAUAUAUUAGUCUUUAUUUUCAUUUUUGGUAAAAGUUAAAACAUCAUAUGCGCAUAAAGGAAAAGAAAGGAGAAUUAGGGGAAAAUAACAUUUUCCAAAUAAUUAUAAAUCAAUUGUCCUGUGUCUAUGUAUCUAUAUCUGUUUUGUAUUUUUUUCUGGUUCCAAACCAGGUUUCCUGUGAUUCUAUACUAAUAAUUUUUGAUAUAACCCUUUGCUUCUUAUAAUGAGUGCGAUAUAUGUUGUCAAAGCUGUUCUUCAAGAAUUAAAAUUGAAGUGAGAAUUUAAAAAAAAUAAAAGAAUUUAGCAAAAAAAACCCCAACUUAUCACCCCACAA